Pseudoliparis swirei is the source of this 1832-nucleotide messenger RNA. Its product is annotated as 5-beta-cholestane-3-alpha,7-alpha-diol 12-alpha-hydroxylase-like. NCBI's taxonomy places the organism in Eukaryota, Metazoa, Chordata, Actinopteri, Perciformes, Liparidae. The coding region runs from base 1 to 1536 and encodes 511 amino acids. The transcript has a single exon. The record is from RefSeq and is a predicted model, not a curated record. Gene Ontology annotation, molecular function: iron ion binding; sterol 12-alpha-hydroxylase activity; heme binding.
AUGGGACUGCUGCUCCCGAUCAUUCUCGGCUUUCUGGCCGCUGUGAUUGGAGGACUCUACCUCCUCGGAGUGUUUCGACAGCGGCGACAGGGAGAACCCCCUUUGGAUAAGGGCCCCAUUCCUUGGCUGGGUCAUGUCUUUGAGUUUUGCCGCAACGCGCAAAAGUUCUUAGACAGGAUGAAGCAAAAGCACGGCGACGUGUUCACAAUACAAUUGGGAGGGUAUUACACCACCUUCCUUCAGGACCCGCAGUCGUUCGGUUCUGUUGUCAAGGAGAGUCGAGAGAAACUGGACUUCAGAAAGUUCGCCGUGCAGUUUGUGCACAGAGUGUUUGGUUAUUCAGCGUCUUUGGACGAACACUCUAGUCUCCAUAAUGCCAACAGCAAGCACCUGAAGGGGGAUGGCUUGGAGGUGAUUACACAAUCCAUGAUGGGUAAUUUGCAGAACCUAAUGCUGCACAAACUCGACUCCUCUGCGGGCCAACAGGCCUGGAUUGAGGAGGGACUGUUCAAGUACUGCUACAAUAUUGUUUUUAGGGCGGGCUACUUGUCUCUGUUCGGCACUGAGCCGCACAAAUCAGCCGGAAGUGAGGAGAAAGCCAAAGAGAAGGACCGAGUCGAGUCAGAAGCGUUAUUUGGCGAGUUUCGUAAAUAUGAUCAACUCUUUCCCAACCUGGCUUAUGGGAUCCUGACACCAAUGAAAAGGUUGGAAGCAACGAGGCUCAAGGAAUACUUCUGGAAUUGUCUGUCAGUGAAGAAGAUGAUGAACAAAGACAACAUCAGUCGCUGGAUUUGUGACGUCCAGCAGGCCAAGGUGGAGUUGGGAAUGAAGGAGUCGAUGAUAAGCAAGUUUAUGCUUAUGCUUCUUUGGGUCUCUCAGGGCAACACAGGGCCAUCUUCAUUCUGGCUGCUCUUCUUUCUGAUGAAACACCCGGAGGCCAUCGCAGCAGUGAAGGAGGAGGUCUUUAAAGUUCUGAAGGAGUUUGGACAAGAGGUCCGACCCGGGGGUCCUUUGAUCGACCUGACCCGCAAAAUGCUGAUGAAAACGCCAGUCUUGGACAGCGCCGUGGAGGAGACCCUCCGCCUCACUGCCGCGCCCCUCCUCACCAGAGCGGUGCUUCAGGAUAUGAUGCUCAAGAUGGCGGACGGGCGUCAAUACCCCAUACGCCAGGGCGACAGAAUAGCAGUCUUUCCUUACAGCGCCGUUCACGUUGACCCGGAGAUCCACCCUGACCCGCUGUCAUUCAAAUACGACCGCUUUCUCAACCCAGAUGGGAGCAAGAAAACCGAUUUUUACAAAGCAGGGAAGAAGGUGAAGUACUACAACAUGCCCUGGGGUGCUGGGGUCUCCAUGUGCCCGGGGCGUUUCUUUGCCACCAAUGAGCUGAAACAAUUUGUUUUCCUCAUGUUGGUGUAUUUUGAGUUUGAGCUGACGAAUCCCGACGAGGAGAUUCCCGAAAUGGAUAACAGGCGUUGGGGGCUCGGAUCAAUGCAGCCCAAUAGGGAGAUUCAGUUCCGAUACAGACUCCGAUAUUAAACCAGUCUGCCUUUGUGUUUGUUGUCAUAUCAAUGAUGUGAUGAGCACGUUAUCAAUGUGGCUUUAAAAUGUGAUGUUUUAAAAUGUUGGUUUUCCAAGCAUGAUAUCAUUUUCUAUUAUAAGACAUGUCCAAUGAAACACUGGUAAGUGUCUAGUAAUUAAUCAAAGCAAGACCAUAAACAAUGUACUAAAGUCAAAGAUGGAGAGCUUCAGAUGUUGACAAUCAGAGUGUUGGGGACAUCUCAUUGCAUGUCUCCGAGGGGUGAGAACUAAACAAAUGUUUAAAAAAAAGCAGA